AUGGAGGUCUCCAUUAUGACAGUGCCAGCAGAAGAACCAGGAAGUUUUGCUGUUCGGGUCAUUGAGUUAUGCUCUUCAACGAUGACAUGCAUGAAAGGCACAUAUUUGGUGCAUUUGACUUGUGUGUCUUCUAAAACAGCAAGAGAAGAUUUAGAACCAGUAGUACAGAAAUUGUUUACUCCAUAUACAGAAAUGGAAGCAGAAAAUGAACAUAUUGAAAAGCCAAGGAUUCUAUGGGCACUGUAUUUCAAUAUGAGAGAUUCAUCAGAUAUCAGCAGAGAUUGUUAUAAUGAUUUACCAUCCAACGUUUAUGUGUGCUCUGGCCCAGACUGUGAUCUAGGAAAUGAUAAUGCAGUCAAACAGGCAGAAACACUCUUCCAGCAAAUCUGCCCAAAUGAGGACUUCUGUCCAGCCCCACCAAAUCCUGAAGAUAUUGUCUUUGAUGGAGACAGUUCACAACAAGAAGCAUCAGAAUCCACUGUUAUAUCAGAGACCAACUCGGAGACUCCCAAGGGAAAUACAGACCUGGGAUACCCAGAGGAGCCCUCUAAGUAGUGGAUAUGCAUUAGACUUACUAUCCUAAUUUGAGAAUUCUUGGCUUCAUAGUCCUGAUGGAUGGAGUAUAUGAAAACUUAGAAAGCAACAACUAGUAGGCAAAAUUACAAAACGAAAUGAGUCCUAGAAAUCUAAAGGGCAAUUUUCUUCAAAGAAAGCAUUUCUGGGAAAAUAAAACACUUAUAAAGCACAUUGACUUGCCUAUUUGAAGAUAACAAACCUGUGAGAUUAGCAUUCCUGGGAAUGUAGCUAUGAUGUUAAAGGGAUCCUAUGCAUUGUAAGUAAUUAUGUGGUAUUCACAUAAAUUUGCCACAUCUGGAGAAUCAGCUCUCAUACUUAUUUUGUUUAUUUGAAUUAUAUUUUCAUUCUGGGUAUGAUAUAACAGAUAAGAGCAUAUGUAAAUACAAUAGAGUAAAGCUAAACUAUCAUAAUCUGGCCAGAAGCCUAUAUUUGGAGUAAAAGUUGGUUUUAUUUUAUAUGUUAAAAACUGAAAAUGUUAAUACUAAGGUGUUUAGAUGAUUUGCUAAUCAUGAUUUGUUAGUAAGUAGUGACUUUGGUGUAAUAUUAUACACACUGGCUAAAGUUUAAAGAUGAAACGUAAGAAUAGAAGCAUACAUUUGGAUAAGAUCAGUGAUCCUUCAUGAUUCUACUAAGUCAGAGUAACGGAAGCACUAACCUUGUUCACAGAACUAAUUUGGUCAUGGCUAUGCAACUUAAAAUAUUGGGCAGCUUGUUUAACUUCUUCAGUUUCUGCAGAUUUAAAGAGGACUACUGUGCCUAGUGUGUCAGAAUAGUUAUGAAGCACCAUCCUUAGAGUGGCUCCUCUGGAAACACACUGUUUGGAACUUUCCCAUUGGUUGACCUGUGGGUAAAUAUCAAACCAACCUCACGAUCACAGUGUUACAUGUAUUGCGCUAAAUUUUUAAAAUGCAGCCUGGUGGUGGUGGCACACACCUUUAAUCCCAGGACUCGUGAGGCAGAGUGAUUGUGAGGAUCUCUGUGAGUUCAAGCCCAGCCUGGUCUACAAAAGCUAGUUCCAGGACAGCUAGAACUGUUACACAGAGAAACCCUGUCUCAAAAAACCAAAAAAGAAAAGAAAAAAAAUUAAAUGCAAGUCUGUUUCCUAAACUCAUUAGUAGCAAGUGGAUUGGUAGUUUUUAAAGACUUUAAAGUUUUUAAAGUCUUAGAAAUAUUUUAUAAAUUCAUAUUCCUCUUCUGGCAACUAAAUAUAAGAUCAUGGAAAACUAAACAGAAUCUGGCAGUUAAUAUACUGUAAUACACUCUUUACAUGAAAACAUGAGGGCUAUACAAUGGCAGCAAACUUAUUUGCAAUGCCUGUAUUUAAAUUUCUCUGAGCUCUGAUGGUCUACUUUCUUUGAGCAAUAGUUUGGACCUAGAACUGCCUGUAAAUAAAUAAACAAUAAAUAAACCCAGUUUCCUGUCAGGGAGCCAUGGCUCCAGUGAACAGCACAGAGUUCUUCAUGUGCAGCUGGUUCCUGGCCUGGCCAGGUUUCAGAGAAGAUCUCAAAGGAAACUCCCAGCAGAGAGUCUUGAUAAACAGAAAAAUCCAAGGACUGUUGCUCUUGCUGACCCCUUCAGAUUGAAUUGGAUUGAGAACAACAGGGAAAGCGUCCCAGACUCCCAGACUGCUCUUCUCAGGCUGCCUGCACUCCCGCUGUACAGCCCUCUCCUCUGUAGUACCCCUUCCCUUUUGUAAUGCCACACAAAUCAGGGACAGAUUCACAUUAUGACCUACUUUGUCACAAAGCUUCAGCUCUUCAGUCAGCUGUUGUUUCCUGAAGCCCAACCAGGGCAUGCACUAAAUGCCAAGUACAUACCUGUACUGCACCAGGUAUUGGUCCUGCCUCUCCAUGCCAGCAAUAGAAAAGUUUCUCUUAGAUGAGAGUAUUAAGUUGGAAUACAAUCACAGUAAAGUUGCACCAAUAAAAAUGUUCUACUUUGUUAUAAUAUCUAGAGUUAAGGAUUCCUAAAUACAGCAUGCACAUUUAUCUAAGGAGACAGGCUCUUAGAUAGGCUAAGAGUAAAUAGAAACCUCUGGACACUGCAGCUAUGUAAAUUGUUGAGCAACUGUGUUAUGCUUUCAUGGCCUAGCUCAUACUGUAUCUUUUUCCAUUCCUUUGAUGACAUCAAAACCAAUUGCUCUUCCUGGCCAUUUACUAAAUAUAUUGUUGAAAUGCUUAAAGCUCCUUAAAUACCAUGAAACUUUUUUAAAAUUGUGGACAAUUCUGCCUAUUUCCUGUCACCUCAGAAUGCAAUACGAAACAUUUUAAGAGCUUUUUCUUGUUUUCUUAAUUACUGCAAGGAAAUACUUGAUUUUACGGUUUGAAGUUCCAAACAAUACCAACAACAAACAUUAAGAUAGUGUUGUAAAACCGUAAAUCUAAAGUCAUAUGAAGAAAAUUGUUGUUUUACAUAAUGCAGAUGUUUCAGUAAUUUCAAAUUUGAAAGUUGCUGUAAUCAAAGAAUUUAUACUUGUAUGUUCAAAAUAUUUAAAUAUGCAUGCCUGUUUCUUAGUAACCAAAAAUCCUAUCAUUAAUUUAAGUGAUUGAUAUCAGAUCCAAUAACUAAUCCUAUGUUGCUUUUGUAUAUUUUUUCUAAUUGGUGUGCCUGCCCAAGAAAACAUAAAUAAUAGAUGUCACUUUCUAUUUUUCUAUAGUAAAAUGGCCACCACGUCAUGGGUAACUUAUAGAAUAGUGAAAAUUUCUAAAAUAAUAUCAAUUAUAAAGUUGAUUGUUGACAAUUAUUAAUUUCUGACAAGAUUGUUUCUAGAUUGUUUCUGUCUUCAAUUUUGUUUUCUAGUUCCUAAAUAGUAGCAAUCAUUUAAAGAAAUUUAAACCAUUUUCUUGCAAAUUACUUAUACACUGUUAUUGGUAUUAAAUAAUUUGUCUUUUGCUCAGUAAACUUUCUUAUAUGUAUUUGAAAAAGCAUGAAUAUAUAAUUGCAUACUGUAACAGGGAGUUUUCAGAGGAAAUAAAGACUUUCAAUGCCUUUCCACUGUAA
Molecule: messenger RNA, 3576 nt
Organism: Microtus oregoni (creeping vole)
Lineage: Eukaryota; Metazoa; Chordata; Mammalia; Rodentia; Cricetidae
Product: rab proteins geranylgeranyltransferase component A 1-like
Exons: 5
Coding region: 1-555 (184 amino acids)
Biological process (GO): vesicle-mediated transport; small GTPase-mediated signal transduction; intracellular protein transport
Cellular component (GO): cytosol; cytoplasm; Rab-protein geranylgeranyltransferase complex
Molecular function (GO): GDP-dissociation inhibitor activity
Source: RefSeq, a predicted model, not a curated record